This is a messenger RNA of Cercospora beticola, 2175 nucleotides long. RefSeq names its product cytochrome P450. The record is from RefSeq and is a predicted model, not a curated record. Gene Ontology annotation, molecular function: heme binding; oxidoreductase activity, acting on paired donors, with incorporation or reduction of molecular oxygen; iron ion binding. NCBI's taxonomy places the organism in Eukaryota, Fungi, Ascomycota, Dothideomycetes, Mycosphaerellales, Mycosphaerellaceae.
GUCUGCCUUGCGAGCCUCGGCCAUCGCGCUCGCAAUCGGUCUUGGGAGACACCGACGUCCGCUUUGUCUGGCAUGUGAAGCAGCAGUCGAGGCAGCGAUGAAAGCGCACAAAGAGCAGAAUUGCGUUGCCUGAUCAGACGUGCCGAGGACGAUCAAAAGCAACACCUCUCUCUAUUGGGACGACAAGUCUGUUGCGGGGCUUUCCAGACGCCCACACUGGGCUACGAUCAUCGCCCACCCAAUUUCCAAGCCACGCUGGAACGAGCCGUGUACUAUAUGCUGGGUGCUGGCAACAGCCGGCGCGCCAGACGAUGUCAUUGAUAUUCAGGCCUUAAGACGACGACACCUCUGCUCAUAUUUUGCGUAAGGACUGCCACUUCUCAUCGAACACACUCGCCUUCAGUAUGGUUGCAGGCGUACCUCCGUCGUUAAUCCGUCUGGGGAUCAACGUGCUCGUGUCUUUCACAAUUGUCAAGACAUUCCCUCAAUACCUGCCCGAACAUGCCCUUCUUUAUGUCUUCUUACGACUUCUCGGUGUCCAGCUCGUCUUGGUCGCGAUAUGGAAAGUCGCCAUUUACCCGUUCUUUGUUUCUCCGCUCAGACAUCUGCCCGGUCCAGGUCUGAAGGGCUCUAUUCCACUUCUCGGACAUGGCUUGACAAUCCUGGAGCGACCAGCUGGCACAAGUGCCCUCAAAUGGAUGAAGACAAUUCCCAAUGAGGGCCUCAUCCACUUCCGUGGCUUUUUCUACGCAGAUCGCGUUGUGGUCGUCAGCCCGAAAGCACUGCAGGAGAUUUUGGUCACCAAGGCUUAUGAAUUUGAGAAGCCUGCGCCACUGCGUAACUUCCUCCGAUUCAUCCUUGGAGAUGGCUUGAUCAUCGUCGAAGGAGACUCGCACAAGUUUCUGCGCAAGAACCUCAUGCCAGUCUUCAGCUUCCGACACAUUAAAGAACUGUACCCAAUCUUUUGGAGCAAGUCAGUUCAGAUGAUGCGAGGCAUCUCUCAGCAGGUCGCAGAGAGCCCAGAGUCUGCCGAUAGCAAGACCUCAGUCGUUGAGAUCAAUCACUGGGCAACCAAAGUUACAGUGGAUAUCAUCGGUCUUGCAGCAAUGGGUCGCGACUUCCAAGCGCUGAAGAACAGCGACGACCCUCUUGUGCAAGUCUAUGAGGAAUUGCUCGAGCCAUCAAGAGAGAAGCAGUUAUUCUUUGUUGGACAAAUCCUCGGACCUGCGAAGCUCAUCCGAAGUCUCCCUAUCAACUUGAACAAACGCAGCAAUCACAUCAUCGAGACGCUGACCGACAUCUGCCUGAAGCUGAUCGCCGAGAAGAAGGAAAUGAUCAAGCACGAAUCCGAGAGCCAAAAGGACAUUUUGUCGCUUUGCAUCCGAUCCAACAAUUUCUCUGACCAUCAAUUGGUAGACCAACUUCUGACUUUCCUCGCCGCUGGACACGAAACGACAUCUUCAGCUUUGACCUGGACUGCCUAUCUCGUUGCCAAACACCCCGAGAUUCAAAAGGCCCUUCGUGAGGAAAUUCGAAACACAAUUCCCUCGCCAGACAAAGCCACCUCCGACGAAGAUCUGGCCACAAUUUUCGAAGCCGCUCCUCUUUUGAACGGAGUCUGCAACGAAGCCAUCCGCUUGUACCCUACUGUGCCCAUCACCAUCCGUACAAACCCCAAAGAUGCUGUGAUUUGCGGCCAACGAAUUCCCGCCAACACUCAACUCCUCCUGUCUCCAUGGGCUAUUAACCGCAACCCAGAAUCAUGGGGCCCCGAUGCCGAUGAAUUCACACCUUACCGAUGGAUCGACACAGACGAGAAGACUGGCGAGCAGCGACCGAACAACUCGGGUGGAGCACCAAGCAACUACAACAUUCUAACAUUCUUGCACGGGCCAAGAAGUUGCAUUGGACAAGGUUUCGCGAAGGCUGAAUUGCGAUGCUUGGUUGCGGCGUUGGUGGGAAGUUUUGAAAUGACAUUGGAUCGCCCAGAUGAGGUUGUGAUUCCGCAUGGUGUUGUGACUACGAAGCCUAAGGAUGGUAUGCAUUUGAGAUUGAAUCCUGUAGGGCCAUGGUAGAUUGUUGUUGUGUAUGGCGAAAUGGAAAAUGUGGAGGAAUGAUACCCAUGAUUGGAAAUAUGCCUGAUAGGGCUGCGGCGGCAAUGUAACUAUGAUGGCA